AGGUUGCAAUGGCAAACAAUAAAAUUGUAAAUCACAAUUACUCUAAGCGUUCUGAACCCAAUGGUGGUUUUAAAACAUUGGAAGCAUUUUAUCCUUUUUAUUUGGGCGAGCAUUGUAAUACGAUCAAUAGAAGACUUCACAUUUUAGGAACUUCAAUUUCGCUCAUCAUAUUCUUAAUGGCUAUUAUCAAAUCUCGACCAAAGUUAUUGGCAACUGGAUUAAUUCAAGGUUACACCUUUGCCUGGGUUGGGCAUUUCUUUUUUGAGAAAAAUAAACCAGCUACAUUUAGAUACCCUGUAUGGUCGUUUAUUUGUGAUUUAAAAAUGUGGCACGAAGUAAUUACUCAAAAGCGAGCACUUUAAACAAAUAAAAACUAGGCCUAGUUACCAAGCAAUCGCCGAUUUCAACAUUCUGUCCUAUUUUUUUUAAAAAACAUACAGUAUAUGGUGAACUAUGAUGAAUUUUUUUUCACC
Messenger RNA from Mucor mucedo, 473 nucleotides. RefSeq lists its product as uncharacterized. NCBI's taxonomy places the organism in Eukaryota, Fungi, Mucoromycota, Mucoromycetes, Mucorales, Mucoraceae. The coding region runs from base 9 to 362 and encodes 117 amino acids. The record is from RefSeq and is a predicted model, not a curated record. The transcript has 3 exons.